AACAUAGAUGGUUUAAUUUAAUCUGCAGACAAUAUUUCAUCAUUUGAUGAUUUGCUAAUAGGAACCAUCUAAAAAAAGCCCCUCACUAAAUAACAGAAGUUUAUGCUAACCAGUAGCUACCAUCUUUAUUCACCAAUUUUAGUUAACACUAUAGUCUGGUAGAUCUUUAAAGUUCUAAUCUCGUCCACUUAAUAGUAUUAAAUAUUUGGGGGUAAUCAUGAUACCCCAGCAGUCCUUACUCAGCUAAAGGGCCACACUGUACUAUUAAAAUAAUUAUAAAGUUCCAGAAAUUAUCAACUGCUUUUUUUUAAUGUUGCAAUAUCAAGAGAUCUCAAGCUUCCAAUACAUGAUGCAAUGCUUUUGCUGUCUGCUGUUAAUUACACAAGCCUCCAUCAUCAAGGAUAGUUGGGGGUUAGGCUAGAUGACCUUUGCGGUCCCUACUAACCCUGUGGUUCUAUGAUUCAGAGCUACACACAAUUGACUGGUGGCUUUCUAUUUCUCACGCCCUCUUUGGAGAUUUUUUUUAAAUUAAGUUUAGCAGAUUGUAUUUUAGGAGUUGUAGAUAUCAGGGUUAUCCUGCAAAAAUGUCCAAAGCUAGUUAACAGACACAACGUCUUGCAAGUAUGACACCAGGACUAUUUUUGGGGUGCUGCAGAAGUUGAAUAUGUUGUAGCCAGGAAUUCGAUGGCUGUAAUGAUAAUCCACCCCCACCUUCAGAUUUUCCAAUAGUUCGGAGGGCAGGCACAGUUCGAAUUAGAAUCAUGCAGGAUCCUUUUGUUUUGUUGCAUUUGAUUUCUGAACUCAGCAGAUUUAAUACAUUUCAGAGAAGAACUUUCCCCCACCCAGUGCAAAUGGCUCUGCCGACCUCCCGGACAGUCUUCUUGAACUAAUUCAGUAACUUGCAAAUAGCGGUAGGGUUUGUUUGCUUUUAAAAGAAGAGGCUCAGUUGCAAGGCGGACAGCCGCACGACAGCAUGCAGCAAACCAUCUCCUUAGACCCAAUGUCCGCCUGCAGAAAAGACUUGCAUUGCGUACAGACAUACCCUACUCCUCUUCCUCCCGCCUGCCGCUGCUGGGCUGGGGCCUACUGUAGGUGGACCUCUGUCCCGGCCCCGGCCGCAGCUCGAGCUGAAUCCUGGAGCUCGCGUUGAUGGGAGAUCCAGGAGCUGCCAUUGGCCAAGGGUGGGCCCCGUGCGUGCAUCAGCCUCCUCCUUGUGCGUCCGUGGUUCCUAUGCAAAUUGCAGCGAAUGCGGAAAUAAACACGGGGAGGGGUGGGGGGAGGGAGAGAGAGAGACUGCCGAAUCGAUCUCAACUUCUGCAAAGUCUAACACAAUCCAAAGCACACAAGGCAAAGCCAGGGAGAGAGACUCGGAGAACCCAGCCAGCCCGGCUUGGAUGGCUUUCAAAAAAGAGGAGAGAGAGUGAGAGAGAGACAGAUUGCAUUGCAAAUCCUUCUGAUUUGGGAGUAAAGUUUUUUAAAAAAGAAAGAAACCUAACCAGCAGCCUGCAAUUGGCUACAGCUUUUAUUCUCUUCCGGGUUUUCAACGGUUCCAAGUUUAUUUUAGAUAUUAAAAAAAAAAAUUGAAAAAAAGUGUCAACCUAUGAAGCCAAUCGUCUCAGCCUUGUAAAGUUUCUCACGUACUCUUUAUACAUUGCAAUGGAUGAAUUUCAUCCAUUCAUUGAAGCACUUCUGCCUCACGUCCGAGCAUUUGCAUACACGUGGUUCAACCUGCAAGCCCGAAAACGAAAAUACUUCAAAAAACAUGAAAAACGUAUGUCAAAAGAGGAAGAGAGAGCAGUGAAGGACGAAUUGCUGAGCGAAAAACCUGAGGUCAAACAAAAAUGGGCAUCCAGACUUCUGGCAAAGCUACGGAAAGAUAUCAGGCCUGAGUACCGAGAGGAUUUUGUUCUCACAGUCACAGGAAAAAAGCCUCCAUGUUGUGUUCUUUCCAAUCCAGACCAGAAGGGCAAGAUGAGAAGAAUUGACUGCCUACGCCAGGCAGAUAAGGUCUGGAGGUUGGACCUUGUUAUGGUGAUUUUAUUUAAAGGUAUUCCGCUCGAAAGUACUGAUGGCGAACGCCUUGUAAAGUCCCCACAGUGCUCUAACCCAGGGCUGUGCGUACAGCCACAUCAUAUAGGAGUUUCUGUUAAGGAACUUGAUUUAUAUUUGGCAUACUUUGUGCACGCAGCAGAUUCAAGUCAAUCUGAAAGUCCCAGCCAGCCAAGUGAAGCUGAUAUUAAGGACCAGCCAGAAAAUGGACAUUUGGGCUUCCAGGACAGUUUUGUCACAUCAGGUGUUUUCAGUGUGACUGAGCUAGUCAGAGUCUCACAGACACCAAUAGCUGCAGGAACAGGCCCAAAUUUCUCCCUCUCAGAUUUGGAAAGUUCUUCAUACUAUAGCAUGAGCCCAGGAGCAAUGAGGAGGUCUUUACCUAGCACAUCCUCUACCAGCUCUACAAAACGCCUCAAAUCUGUGGAGGAUGAAAUGGACAGUCCUGGUGAAGAGCCAUUUUAUACAAGCCAAGGACGCUCUCCAGGAAGUGGCAGUCAGUCAAGUGGAUGGCAUGAAGUGGAGCCAGGAAUGCCAUCGCCAACCACAUUAAAGAAGUCAGAGAAGUCUGGUUUCAGCAGUCCCUCGCCUUCGCAGACCUCCUCCCUUGGAACGGCAUUCACACAGCAUCAUCGACCUGUCAUUACAGGACCCAGAGCAAGUCCGCAUGCAACACCAUCGACUCUUCAUUUUCCAACAUCACCCAUUAUUCAGCAGCCUGGGCCAUACUUCUCACACCCAGCAAUCCGCUAUCAUCCUCAGGAGACUCUGAAAGAGUUUGUCCAACUUGUCUGCCCGGAUGCUGGUCAGCAGGCUGGACAGGUGGGGUUCCUAAAUCCCAAUGGCAGCAGCCAAGGCAAGGUGCACAAUCCAUUCCUUCCUACCCCAAUGUUGCCACCACCGCCGCCGCCACCAAUGGCUAGGCCUGUGCCUCUGCCCGUGCCAGACACAAAACCUCCAACCACGUCGACAGAAGGAGGUGCCGCCUCUCCUACUUCACCAACCUACUCGACACCCAGCACCUCCCCCGCAAACCGAUUCGUCAGUGUUGGACCUCGGGAUCCAAGCUUUGUAAAUAUCCCUCAACAGACACAGUCCUGGUACCUGGGAUAAAAGUCACAGCUUCCCAUCUCCCACCGGACAGACCACCUGACUCCUUCCCAACUCUGUAACAUGGAAGCAGCAGCAACACAGUGCAGUUACUUCACGUCAGUGGAAGGAGAGAUGAACAGAUAUCGACAGCAAACAACUAGUACAUGGAAAUGGCAAAUGUUAUGGUCAAUGGCAAAGGCCAUAACUUUUUUGAGAUUUUUUUUAGACACCUUCGGGACAGUUGUGAUUUCUCAUAUGGUGCUGGAAAUGGUUGGGCUUUGUAAUUUUUGAAGUGUUUCAUUGGUAGUGUAAGUAUUAGGUGACACUGGGUAGAACUAGCCUCUGCUGCUGCUUACUGACUCGCUGUUGUAACACACUUUCCAUAUGGAGCCUAACUGUUUUACAGCAUUUUCACUGAUUUUUUUUUUCCCAUGCAGGUGUGAGACUUCUUGAGAAAUCAUGAAACACACUUAAACUGUAACUUUUGUAGUAGCUGAAUUCUGCAAUAUAUAAACGUACAGGACAGACAUAGGGCAUGUUUUUCUGUAACAGAUCGGGAAAAAAUGCAGUUUUUUGUUUUGUUUUUUUUUUUUUUACAGUCAGAUACAGUUAGAUACAUAACAUGAAAAAUAUGAGCAUUGUCAACAGGUUUUUUUCCACUCAAGUUGCAGAGUGAUUUAAAACAAACUACUACUAUUCACUAAAAAAAGAAAAAAAAGAAAAAAAAGAAAAAAGUUUGAAAUGCUGCACUUACAUAACAUUUUUUCAACAAUUUUCAACAAUUACACAAAAAUUCAUGCAGAAAUGGGGAAGUUGGUCUGUUUUGACAGAAACUGACAGGAAUCAAAACAAUCGAAUUUUGAAUUGAGUAAAGUGCAAUUUCAUUGGAUAGCUAAAUAUCUUUGUAAGAUAGAGAUUGUUGAAAAUUCUAUUUUUGUUUUCCAAGUCCUUCCACCCCAGGACUCUAAAGUAUUGGGGUAAAAAACAGCCUUGCAAGAAAAAGGGGAGCUAUUUUUGCUUUUUAUGUUUUUUAUUGUUAAACUUGUAUCCCUUUAAAACUGAAGGAAAAUUAAAAAAAAAAUCUAAUGGUGCUUUUACCACAAUAUGUUAACUACAUUAAAUGCUAAUUAAUCAUUUUCUGUUAUCAAAGCACAUAACUAAAAUUAAAUCAUAAUAUCUGUUAAUUUUAUAAGCUAAAAGUCACUAUAAUGGAUUAUGCCAAUUCUGACAAAUUUUACGUCUUUCCGGCAAUAUAGGGUUUAUCAGUUCUCAGACACCUUGGGAAUCAUAUAGAACGGUCCAGAAAUUAAAACACCUUUGUGUCCCUGAACUGGUACUUUUUCUGGACUACAAAGAAAACAAUACAGAAACGAAUGCUGAUGUGACAACUUACGCCAGUUCAAAGCAAGGGCACUUGCUGAAAAAAAAAAAAAAAGUUUGGACCCCAAACGUCCUGUAUCUUAUGUACAAAAAAAAAAAGAAAAAAAGGAAAAAAAAGAAAAAAAAAAGAGUGCAAGUGAUUUUUCCUAUCAGACAGCGGAGCAUCCCUUUGCUUCACAUGUGACUUUAAGAAGGUUUCCUAUACUAUACAUAUAUAUACGUUCUGGUUGGCAAGUCCAGCUAAUCAGAGAAAGUCUCUGCAUGUUCUAGUGUUAGUAACUAAUUUUUAUAUAGUUAAUGUAGGGUAAAGUAGAGUGCAUUAAGACACAAUAUUGUAAUCCCUAUUCCAGGCACUUGCCUUUAAACUAUGUUUGUACGGCCCUUCAGAAGGGUUUCUACUACUGUCCUAUACAAUCAAGUAACUGAAAUUCUUGGGAAGACACUUUGCUCCUCAUCUUUUCCCUGAAACAAUGUUUUUUUUUUUCUUAAUUUGCACGAAACAAAAAAAAAACAAAAACAAAAAAUUCCAUAUCAAUGUGCCUUGCCCUGGAUAGCGAUUAUUUGUGGAAUUGUUGCACAUGUUCCUAUAUUGAAAGGGGUUUUUCCCUAGUCAAGCAUUUGGAGACACUUUUUGUAAAUGUGACUUUUAUGUCAGCCAUUGUCAGUUUCAACAUCUAGAAUUAAAUAGAAUGUUAGUUGUUCCGCAGAUAGGAGUAGUGUUUAUUGUCCUGUAUGGUCAGUGGCAGUGCUAUUCUGAGAUCUGUAGAUGCUAGAUUAUCAGUAUUUUUGGAUGUUGCUGCAUUUUACAUUUUAUUUGGAGUCUUCCUUUUGUUUUGUUUUUCCCAGAUAUAUGAAAAUAUGCAAUACCUGCUUAUAUCAUGUAGAAAAGCUUAGCAAUUAUUAAUUUUUCUUUUAAUUUUUUUUUAUUUGACCAAAGUUGGUGCUGCACUUGACGCAGUGUGUUUUAGGUGUUUGUCUUUGUACUUAUGUGAUUUUGAAUGCACAUGCAGGAAGGGCUCUUCUUAGAGAAGCAGUCAAACUGUGAAGCACUAAGCUGAACCCUGCUUCAAGCAAUUUUUGUUUUACAAUUGUUCCUUUCACAAGCAAGC
This is a messenger RNA of Emys orbicularis (European pond turtle), 5630 nucleotides long. It is a transcript of the gene NFIA, whose product is annotated as nuclear factor I A. The coding region runs from base 1657 to 3162 and encodes 501 amino acids. Gene Ontology annotation, molecular function: RNA polymerase II cis-regulatory region sequence-specific DNA binding; DNA-binding transcription factor activity, RNA polymerase II-specific. The transcript is spliced from 11 exons. Gene Ontology annotation, cellular component: nucleus. Gene Ontology annotation, biological process: regulation of transcription by RNA polymerase II. The record is from RefSeq and is a predicted model, not a curated record. Lineage: Eukaryota; Metazoa; Chordata; Testudines; Emydidae.